This is a messenger RNA of Sander lucioperca (pikeperch), 3132 nucleotides long. Its product is annotated as transketolase-like. Gene Ontology annotation, biological process: pentose-phosphate shunt, non-oxidative branch; ribose phosphate biosynthetic process. Gene Ontology annotation, cellular component: extracellular exosome; endoplasmic reticulum membrane. Lineage: Eukaryota; Metazoa; Chordata; Actinopteri; Perciformes; Percidae. The transcript has 14 exons. The coding region runs from base 288 to 2174 and encodes 628 amino acids. The record is from RefSeq and is a predicted model, not a curated record. Gene Ontology annotation, molecular function: thiamine pyrophosphate binding; transketolase activity.
GUGUGUGUGUCUCUGUGUGCAGUGUGUUCUUGUGCAUCUAUGUGUCUGCACGCCUGACAGGAUAAAUCCAGCUUCUCUUCCAUUUUCUCUCUCUUUCUCUCUGAGUCUCUCAUUCUCUCUCUCACACUCACACUCACACACACACACAGACACAGAGACACACACACACAGGUGCUGUUCUUUGCCAACCCUUACUGUCACACACUCACAUUCAGAACACACAAACUCAACAGAGGAUCGUAGUUAGUCCGCUUUUCUGGUGCUGAGGAACUUGACAUUUUGCUUUCAUGGAGGAUUACCACAAACCUGACCAGCAGACAGUGCAGGCGCUGAGGAACAUUGCCAAUCGCCUCCGAAUCAACUCCAUCAAAGCAACAACUGCAGCGGGCAGCGGACAUCCCACAUCAUGCUGCAGUGUGGCAGAAAUCAUGUCUGUGCUUUACUUCCACACCAUGAAGUACCGCCCUGAAGACCCAAGGAACUUCAACAGUGACCGCUUCAUCCUGUCCAAGGGUCACGCUGCUCCGGCCCUGUACUCCAUGUGGGUUGAAACGGGCUUCCUAAAGGACAGCGAACUGCUCAGUUUGUGCCAGGUUGACUCUUCCCUAGAGGGCCACCCAACCCCUAAGCAGCAAAUUGUGGAUGUAGCCACUGGCUCCUUGGGGCAGGGUCUUGGUGUGGCCUGUGGAAUGGCUUACACUGGGAAAUACUUUGACAAGUCUAGUUAUCGUGUGUUCUGCCUGAUGGGGGAUGGUGAGAUGUCAGAGGGUGCUGUUUGGGAGGCCAUGUCGUUCGCCUCCUACUACCAGCUUGACAACCUGGUGGCCAUCAUGGACAUCAACCGUCUGGGCCAAAGUGAUUCGGCACCCCUGCAGCAUCACGUAGAGAAAUACCAGAAACGAUGUGAAGCUUUCGGCUGGCACGCCAUCAUUGUGGAUGGACACAGUGUGGAGGAACUUUGCAAGGCUCUGAGCCAACCACGUCAUCAGCCCACUGCCAUCAUUGCUAAAACCAUUAAGGGCAAAGGCAUUCCAGCUGCAGAGGAUAAGCUUGGGUGGCAUGCCAAACCUCUGCCCAAAGACAUGGCCGAGAUGGUUAUGAAGGAUCUGCAGAGCCGCAUCAUGAACAGCAGCAAGCACCUGUACCCUCCUGCUCCUAUCGAGGACUCCCCACCGGUCAGCCUGAGGAACAUCAGGAUGCCGAGCGCACCCAGCUACAAGACUGGUGAAAAGAUUGCCACACGGAAGGCGUAUGGGAUGGCGUUGGCCAAGUUAGGCCGCUACAAUGAACGUGUGGUGGCCCUUGAUGGAGACACCAACAACCUCACCUACUCGGACAUCUUCAAGAAUGAGCAUCCCAACCGCUUUGUGGAGUGCUACAUCGCUCAGCAGAACAUGGUCAGUGUUGCCAUGGGAUGUGCUGCCCGUGAGAGGAACGUUGUGUUUGCUAGCACUCUUGCUUCCUUUUUUACCCGUGCCUACGACCAGCUCCGCAUAGCAGCCAUCUCAGAAAGCAACAUCAACCUGUGUGGCUCCCACUGCGGCCUGUCCACUGGAGAGGAAGGCCCCUCUGUGAUGGGUCUAGAGGACGUGGCUAUGUUCAGGGCCCUUCCCACAUCGACUAUUUUCUAUCCCUGUGACGGUGUAUCUACAGAGAAGGCUGUGGAACUGGCUGCAACCACAAAGGGUGUUUGCUACAUCCGAACCAGCCGCCAAGACAGUUCCAUGAUCUAUAACAGCAGCGAGGACUUCCAUGUUGGACAGGCUAAGGUGGUGUACCAGAGCAAGGAGGACCAGGUGACUGUGGUGGCAGCUGGAGUUACUUUGCAUGAGGCCCUGGCUGCAGCUGAACAUUUAAAGAAAGAGAGGAUCUCUGUCAGGGUUAUUGACCCCUUCACAAUCAAACCACUGGAUGUCAAAACCAUCAUGGACCACACACGUGCCACCAGGGGACGACUCCUCACUGUGGAAGACCACUACUAUGAAGGUGGUCUUGGGGAGGCAGUGUCCUCAGCAAUGGUCAAUGAGUCUGGCUUCAAUCUGCAUCGUCUGGCUGUGUCCCACAUCCCCCGCAGUGGCAAACCACACGAGCUGCUCAAGAUCUAUGGCAUUGACCGUGAAGCCAUCACCCAGGCCGUCCGCAAAAUGCUCAGCAGCUCUACCAACGCCAAGUAACUUUCUCUCUGCCCUACCCACCUAUCUGAUCACACCCCUGCAGAUGAUGAUAAACAGUCAAGUAUGUUUUUGAUUCACAUGACACCCAGCUUUUUAAAUUCCUUCACUGUGAAUGCCCCUAAGUGUGUACUGAAGUAAUGUGAUUUUGUGCUGUACACUUUGAAGUAGAGUUCCACAUUUACCUUUCUUUCAUGCAUCCAUCACGUCACAGAAAAGAACAGAGAUAUACAAAUUCAAACACACAUAUCCUCACUCUUAAACUUAGCACUGUCAUAGAUUUAGUCCAGUAUUCAAAAUGUGGCCAUAACUGACUUUGUAGUUGAUGGAUGCUCACCAUACAAAACAAUUCAUUAUUAAAUGUUCAACAGGAGUACUAAGUAAUGCUCUCAUGUGUUUUUUUAAAAUGCUCGUUGAUGAAUUUCAACUGGAAAUGUUUUUAUAUUGUUCUUAUGUAGCUCUUGGGUGGGGCAUAGUAGUAAAGUAGUUUAUCAUGACAGUAGUGUCAGAAACAUGGUAAUUGAGUUGUUGUUUGUAGAAAGUAGUGGAGAAAAAAAUCAAACAAAUGUAGGUAGGUCAUUAAGAGCAGUCACUCAGAACCACAAAUCACAUCUUCAGAUAAUUAAAACUCAUGUGGUUUUAAAAGUUGUAUAAUUUCUCUUCAGCACUGUAUUUUGUUGUUAUUGAUUUUAAAGUUACCAUCAACCUAUGCACCUCAAUGUUCAUUUGCUACAAUUGGACCAUAUCAGCAGUGUGGAGAUAAUCAUUAUUUGGUCAGUGUUAUCUUUUUUACAUAAGGUGGAGGGCUGAAGGCCCUUUAAGUGCUGAUGGAGAAUAUGGCUAGCUGUGACUAUGAAGGUAGAGUUACAUCUGACUUGUAAACCCAAGAAACAUCACUUUCUUUGUUACUUGAAAUUUUGUAUGUACCUGACUUUCAUGUAAUAAAGCCCGCUGCAUUUGA